Molecule: messenger RNA, 2867 nt
Organism: Hymenoscyphus albidus
Lineage: Eukaryota; Fungi; Ascomycota; Leotiomycetes; Helotiales; Helotiaceae
Source: the annotation of a GenBank genome assembly
CGAUUUUUUGAGGUGCGAGGUAUCUGAUGUCAUUAUAGUGCGAUGAGUUGACAUCUUGGCUCUCUCUGGUAGGGAGACGGAGACAGAGAUGGAUCGCUUCACUAUUUGUUAGUUGUCACCGAGCAUCUAAGGGAGCGAAGAAUAAAGUAGAAACGAAAAAGAAAACACGAGAGAUGUGGAAAAAUGAAGAAGAGGCCUUUUUCUAAGGGGAAUCCGUGGAACUUAAGUUAGUAUUCUGUUCAAAAAUAACAUCAUCUUCUAAUUCAAUAGUCUAUUAUUUACUCUAUGAUCUACCCGGUCUAUUGCCUGUCCAUCACUUAUUCCAUUGUCCGUCCAUCGUCCGUCUACUGUUCUUGAUGAACUUGUCGAAGCCGAUAUUGAGUAUGUGAGCGUCUGGGUUUAAUACCGGCCUCUCGUAGUUCGCCAAAACCCCUGUAAACACGGUUCUGAAGUCAAUACAGAUCAUGGCGGUAGUCUAUAAGGAGGUUUUCGAGGUCGUGAAUGGACAUGUGGAAUCUUACUAAGGAGCUUCACUCCUAUGGUAGGUCAAUUCCAAGGAGAGCGAAAGAUAGAGAAUGAAGAAUGAAAAUAGUAGGUAGAUUGUGUUUCUGUGGGCAGUUGCGAUGGACAGCAACUUCCUACAGUAGGAGAGGUCCUACAAGUACCUAACUCACAGAAAUAAUGACCAAUGAAUUUUAGCAAUGUGGAAGUCACACAUCCAGUUGUCCUCACGUUACACUAACACUCCCCGAUCUACCCCUCCUCCAAGUAUCAACCCCACCUCUGGGCACUCCCGCCCAAGCAAACUCCAAGACCAAAGAAACCUUUAACAUCCACACAAAAUGGCAUCUAAACUCCCUUUCGAAGUACGUUUUGACCCUCUUCUUGGUUUGCUGGGUGGAUUCUUAACUAAUGAUAUAAGCUUAAAAACGCAUCCCUUUUUAGGGAUAAAUCGUAUGUUGAUGGGGAAUGGGUUGAAGCUAAAUCGGGCAAGAGAUUUGAUGUCAUAGGUACCUCCAUAACUUUUCACCUCUUCAUUUCUCAUAUACUCCAUAAACCAUUACCCUCCUCAAAUCCUUUUCUCUCUCACCUACUAAAAUAUUCCUCAGAUCCCGGAACCGGCAAAACCUGGGCCUCAGCCCCAGACAACAACGCCGAAGACGUCGACGCCGCUGUAAAAGCUGCCCACGAAGCAUUCCAAAGCUACAGAAAAGUAAACCCUAGAACUCGUGCUCAAUGGCUUCUCAAGUGGGAUUCCCUCAUCCGAGAGAAUGCUGAUGACAUCGCGAAUAUCGUCACGUAUGAGACCGGCAAGCCGUUGACGGAGAGUCAUGGGGAGAUUGCGUAUGCAUUGGGUUUUACUUGGUGGUUUGCGGGGGAGGCAGAGAGGAUUAGUGGGACUGUGCAAGUUCGUAUUGUGUUGAUUUCUUGUGUUUUUUUGAUAAUUUGUUUUCGGGGAAAGAGGGGGGUGGUUUUUCCCACGAUGAAAUCCUUAUCCUCAAACCCCCUCAGAAUCCAAAUAACCUCAAGACAACCAUACUAACGCCCCAUCUAGACACCAGCAGCCCCAGGACGCCGAGUUUUCACUAUCAAGCAACCAAUUGGCGUUGCGGCAGCUCUCGUUCCGUGGAAUUUUCCUGUCGCGAUGAUCUUGAGAAAGGCGGGUGCUGCGCUUGCGGCGGGAUGCACGAUGAUCGUCAAGCCUUCACCUGAGACACCACUUUCGGUUCUGGCGCUAGCAAAUCUUGCGACUGAGGCGGGGUUCCCGAAGGGAGUCUUUAAUGUGUUGACGACUAGUUUGGAGAAUACUCCUGGGUUGAGUGAGGCGCUUUGUCGACAUCCGUAAGUACAGUAAGGUCUAAAAUGUUCUAGAGUCAUUUCUAACUCUAGAAAUAGUGAUGUAAAGAAAGUCACGUUUACUGGAUCUGUGAGUUCAUCUCUGUUGAUAAUCCGGUUGAUAUGAUGUGUGACUCAACUCAUUUGCUAACUUGAUUUUAGACCAGAGUUGGCAAGUUGGUAGCUAAAAUCUGCUCGGAUGGAUUGAAGAAGGUUACGCUCGAAUUGGGGGGAAACUGCCCGUUCUUGAUUUUUGAUGAUGCAGAUCUUAAUCAAGCUGCUGAGGGUAUGUCAUUUCUUUCUGGCUUUGAAUCUUUACUUAAAUUCUCCAGCGCUCAUGGCUUUGAAAUGGCGUCACGCUGGUCAAGCUUGCAUCACUGCAAACCGAGUCUACGUUCAAAGUGGUGUGUACGAUAAGUUCGCCCAAAUAAUGAAAGAGAAAACCUCUAAAUUAGUCGUCGGGCAUGGAUCCGAGAAGAGCACCACCAUUGGACCGGUCACUACACCGCAAAGUAUUGAAAAAUCAUGCAACCAAGUAGAAGAUGCUAAGAAACAUGGUGGUCAGGUUAUUCUUGGUGGAAACAAGAUCACCGAAAAGGGUGGAUACUUCUUUGAACCAACAAUCAUUCUUGGUGCCAAAAAGGAAAUGUUGGUCACUCAAGAAGAGACGUUUGGUCCAGUUCUGGCACUAUAUUCGUUUGAUAGCGAGGAUGAAGCGGUUCAGGCUGCAAAUAACACAAGCGUAAGCGCCUCAAGUAUUGUAGACGCUGUAGAAAGAUUUUGCUAAUCAAAAGAAAUAGAUGGGCCUCGCCUCAUACUUCUUCACUAAGAAUGUUGACCGAACAUGGAGAUUACUGGAGGAUCUCGAGGCUGGCAUGAUUGGUAUGAAUACUGGCAAUGCCUCUGCUGCAGAAUCUCCCUUUGGUGGUAUCAAAGAAUCGGGGUAUGGUAAGGAAUCUGGAAAGGACGUUGCCAUCAACGAGUAUCUGAUUACGAAGACUGGAACAUUGACACUGGAUCGUCAUUUCUGA